Molecule: messenger RNA, 1804 nt
Organism: Serpula lacrymans var. lacrymans S7.9
Lineage: Eukaryota; Fungi; Basidiomycota; Agaricomycetes; Boletales; Serpulaceae
Exons: 8
Coding region: 328-1434 (368 amino acids)
Source: RefSeq, a predicted model, not a curated record
AUACACCAGUAUCAUCCUCACCAUCACCGCUGGCAAGCUAUACCACGACAAGCCGCAAACCUACCCCGCGAAACCGUGGCAAGUUUGAAGAGAGUUGUACGCGCUGCAACAAAAAAGUUACAGUGGCGAGCAUCGCUUAGAUCUGUCACAAUAAUAGCACUCACUCAAGCUUCUUACGUAGACGAAUAAAACUAGAUCGAUCACUUAUCCUUACGCAAACCUUCCAUCAGGCGUACAGGAGCCAGCAAGUCAAAGGAUGCGCCAAAGGCUGAAAUCGGUUUCAUCGAGGUGAGUGAUGAGGACGCAGCAUCAAGUUCUCAGGCUGUGAUGCCCGAUCAAAGAAAAAGAAGUUUCGAGGAUGACGAACAUAUGAAUGUGGAGGAAGGCAGGGCGUCUGUCAAGAAGGCAAGGACUGCUGAAGAGGAUACAAUGCGGACAGAUAACGAUGUUGCAAUAGUCAUCGAUGUUGAUGAACUUGCUACAGGCACGUUUGUUUCUGAUGCAAAGUCCUCCGAUGAUUUAAAGGCCAUAAAACUAGAAGAAGUAAAAGGGAAGGUCAGGGCUGGUAGCCCGUCCACAGAAAACGAAGAAACUAUACAGUGCAAACAACGCAAGGAACUUGAAUCAGAACUCGAGAUUCUUGAGGAUAAACACACGAAAUUACAAGAAUCGCUCGCAAAGUCAGAAAAAUUAGUCGCACGCCUAGUAGAGAAAAAAAAAUUUCUUAGUGAAGCAGUAGCUUUGUCUCGGAAAACGUGCGCUAUAUCUCAAACGAAGCGUAAUUCACUGGAGGAAGAAGUCAGCCGACUUAAACAGGAUGCAGAUAACCUAACUUCGGAACUGGACCAAAGCAAACAGCAGAAUGCACACCUUUGCGAGGAGAUCCUAAAGCUUCGAGAAGAGCUACGACAAGCUACUUUGCAGACCUCCUCUUCAGAUUCAGGGCAGAAAACUGGUCGAGGAGGAGAACGAUCCCCGGUGAUGUUCGCAGAGCACACCGAGCCCAAAAAGCUACACAGAAGUACCCAGCCCCAACAUUUAGCAUCUCCCACUGACACCGUCACCGAUGUACAAGAUCAGACAUUGAAUAUUCGAGCCACGAACACCGAGACGCUUGAAGUUACAUAUCCAGCGGCACGCAUCGUUAGUGACCUAUGGUCCUACACCCCACCCACUAGUGGUAGUGAAGUCAUAACUAGCAUUGAAUUAGCUAUGUCGGGUCUGAAUUUCUUGAAAAAGAGGGUCUUUGAAUACGAAAACACAAUUUCUAAACUGACCAGCGAUCUUGAAGCACUUAAUGCCAUGAAAACCGAACAAGACACUCAGUCGAAGCAAUUAUCUAUAGAGCGAGAUAAGGCUGUCGAGGAGGCAGCCUCUUCUCAUCAACAAUACGCUGCCCUACGACAGACAUUGAUCAACCUAGGCAAUGGCUAAACCGUUAAAACAAGUCAACUUGUUGUUCUGUACUCGCUGCCACAGAUUUUCGACCAAUAACGUCUAGCUGUAAAGUACAUCCGAGCCUCGUCACACAAACACUAUCAAUGAUUCUAUCCGAAUGUCCCCAAUCCCAUCAACAUUCAUGGCCAAUUACUCGCUACCAAUAUAUAUAGGUAAAUUCGACAAGCAUUGCAGGCUUACACGUGGAGCGAAGGCUCGACUUGCUGUUGCGGCAAUGGACCCUGUCUCGAGUGACUGUCAUGCAUGUGGUGGCAAAUGCUUUAAAUGCGAGGAGUUCGUUUAUGGUUGCCUCCUCAUGAUUAGUCUCCCCUAGACAUACCAUUUAGGAGGAAGACAGACGUUCCUC